UCAUUCCACUCCCAAAUCUCCCGAGCAAUCCUCUCUCCGCGCCCACGUAGCAAACCCUCCACUCCCAAUGGCCCGCACGAAGCAGACGGCGAGGAAGUCCACCGGCGGCAAGGCGGCGCGGAAGCAGCUGGCGACCAAGGCAGCGCGCAAGUCCGCCCCGGCCACCGGCGGCGUGAAGAAGCCGCACCGCUUCCGCCCCGGCACCGUCGCGCUCCGGGAGAUCCGCAAGUACCAGAAGAGCACCGAGCUGCUCAUCCGCAAGCUGCCCUUCCAGCGCCUGGUGCGGGAGAUCGCGCAGGACUUCAAGACCGACCUCCGCUUCCAGAGCUCCGCCGUCUUCGGAGUUGCGGAAAACCACCAACUCGUUAAUCUGUUGCAAAAAGCACCGUCGUUGCAAAAAGCACUGAUCGAGUGAUUUGGGCCGUUUAAUCACUUUCUUACAAGUGGGCCCAGAUUGUAAGGAGCUUAGAUGGCAAAACGUUGACAUACACACCCCUGAAAUAAAUAAAUAAAUGCAAUCAACUCCCUAA
Molecule: messenger RNA, 530 nt
Organism: Triticum aestivum (bread wheat)
Lineage: Eukaryota; Viridiplantae; Streptophyta; Magnoliopsida; Poales; Poaceae
Product: histone H3.2
Exons: 1
Coding region: 68-415 (115 amino acids)
Cellular component (GO): nucleosome
Molecular function (GO): DNA binding; structural constituent of chromatin; protein heterodimerization activity
Source: RefSeq, a predicted model, not a curated record